Molecule: messenger RNA, 1320 nt
Organism: Akanthomyces muscarius
Lineage: Eukaryota; Fungi; Ascomycota; Sordariomycetes; Hypocreales; Cordycipitaceae
Exons: 2
Coding region: 1-1320 (439 amino acids)
Source: RefSeq, a predicted model, not a curated record
AUGGAGCUUGGUAGUCACCUGAAAGGGGAGUUUCCAUUCGAUACGACGUGGACAAACUUGAAUCACGGAUCCUUUGGAACCGUGCCAAAAGUAGUCUUAUCCAAGCAGCGGGAGUACCAAAACGCAGCUCUGUCGCGCCCAGACCAUUUCAUGUGGUACGACUACCCACGACUUAUUGAAAGCUCGAGGGCCGCAGCGGCAGCGCUCGUGAAUGCUCCAGUUGAGACGGUCGUAUUCUUGAGCAAUACAACCGAGGGUUUGAGCACCGUGCUGCGAAAUCUAGAAUGGGAAGAUGGCGACGUAAUUCUGCACUUUUCUACCGUCUACGACCUAACCAAAAAGGCCAUUGACUUUACCGUCGACCAGCAAGGGGGCAAGCUGACAACCCAGGGAAUUGAAAUCGAGUACCCCGUUGAGGAUGAGGAAGUGGUACGUCGCUUCGAAGACGCAGCACGCGCUGUCCGAGAUUCCGGCAAGAACCCAUGCCUCUGCGUCUUCGAGCUGGUGUCGUCUCAGCCAGCAGGGCUGUUCCCAUGGGAGGCUCUUGUCCGCGCGUGCCGGCAGCUGGGCAUCCUCAGCAUGGUCGACGGCGCGCAGGGCGUCGGCAUGAUCAAGCUCAACCUCGCCGCGACGGAUCCCGACUUUCUCGUGUCGAGCUGCCACAAGUGGCUGUUCGUGCCACACUCCUGCGCCGUCUUCUACGUGCCGGCGCGGAAUCAGCACCUCCUGCCGAGCCCUCUGGCGACGAGCCGCGGAUACAGCUCCAAGUCGCAGCGGGAGCCAGCCGCAUCGAGCUUUGACGCGAAAAGCUACUUUGCGCGGAACUUUGAGUUUACGGGCACGCGGGAUGCGUCCGCGUGGCUGGCGGUCAAGGACGCCCUUGCCUACCGGGAGGCUGUGCUGGGCGGCGAGGACAGGAUCAUGCAGUAUCUCGUUCGUCUGAAUAAAGCGGGCGGUCAGCAGAUUGCCGAGCGUCUGGGAACGUUUGUAUUGGACAAUUCCAAGGGCACAAUGACGGACUGUGCUUUGUGCAAUGUGGCGCUGCCACUUUGGCUAGAUGCCAAGGGAGCGGGCGCGAAAGAGUCUGAUGUUGUGCUGCCUGUUGAAGCACUCGACAGGGCGAUGGGAUGGAUCUUCAAGCUACUGAUGGAGCAGUACAAAACAUCAAUGCCGCCAUUUAUCCUUGGCAAGAGGUUCUUUUUGCGGGUCAGUGCCCAGGUAUAUCUCGAUCUCAAAGACUAUGAUUUCGCAGCGGUAAUAGCAGAGGAUAUCGUGAGGGGCAUACGAGAUAAAAGUUAUCUAGAGGACUCUCGCCUAUGA